AUGGAUAAAUUCAACAUUGAAAAAGAUAUUGCUGCGCAUAUCAAGAAGGAAUUUGACCAAAGAUACAGCCCAACUUGGCACUGUAUUGUUGGCCGAAACUUUGGCAGCUAUGUCACACAUGAGACCAAACACUUCAUUUACUUCUACAUGGGCCAGGUUGCCAUUCUUCUCUUCAAAUCCGGCUAA
This is a messenger RNA of Rodentolepis nana, 186 nucleotides long. The record is from the annotation of a GenBank genome assembly. NCBI's taxonomy places the organism in Eukaryota, Metazoa, Platyhelminthes, Cestoda, Cyclophyllidea, Hymenolepididae.